Molecule: messenger RNA, 1245 nt
Organism: Microthlaspi erraticum
Lineage: Eukaryota; Viridiplantae; Streptophyta; Magnoliopsida; Brassicales; Brassicaceae
Source: the annotation of a GenBank genome assembly
AUGAGACCUGCGCAGGAUAACCAAGGAUCGUUCCUCGGCCGGAUUAGUAUCCGUCGCAAUCAAUUCGUCGACGUCAACAACGAACAAGAGCAAGAAGAUCUCGAGCUUUUCCAAAGACACAUCGCCGAUCGUUUCACCGAGCUUCUCUCUCCUCCACCACAACAACAACCACCGUCCGAUGAAGCGAACACGGUUGCUCCCGUAGCCGCGACGGAGCAGAUCAUGUCCGUGACUUGGCUUCGUAAGCUAAUGGAUGUCUUCCUCUGUUGCGAAGCCGAAUUCAAAGCGAUUCUGUUAAUGGGCCGUGACCCGACCCAGAUUUCUAAACCGCCAUUCGACCGGUUAGUUCCCGAAAUGUUGGACCGGUCCAUUAAAGCGCUUGACAUCUGUACCGCCGUUGUUAACGGAAUCGAUUCCGUUAGACAUUACCAGCGGUUAGCUGAGAUCGCUGUAUCCGCGUUGGAGCAACGUCCGUUAGGUGACGGUAACGUGAGGCGAGCGAGACGCGCGUUGGCGAAUCUCGUCGUCGCGUUGAGCCUCGAGGACAAAGAGAACACAAGCGGCGGAGGAGGAGGCGGAGGGAAUAAGACGACGGAGAGAUCGUGGUCGUUUGGACGUCGUAGCGGCGGAUCGUCGGCGAGUAAAGGAGGAGCGACGAUUGGUCAGCUGAAAUCGUCGUCGUGGGCCGUCGGGAGGAAUUGGUCUGCGGCGAAGCAGAUCCACGCGAUGACGGGGAAUCUGAAUCCGCCGCGUGGCAACGAAGCGGCGGGAUUGCCUCAGCCGAUGUUUAUAAUGAGCACGGUGAUGGUGUUUGUGAUGUGGGUGUUGACGGCGGCGGUUCCGUGUCAGGAGAGAUCUGGAUUAGCGAAUCAUUUGCCUGUGCCGCCGAAACAUUUGAGCUGGGCUCAGAGUUUGAUCGGAAUUCACGAGAAGAUCGGAGAUGAGUGGAAGAAGAAAGAGAAGAAAGGAUCCGCGGGAUUGAUGGAGGAGAUGACGAGGAUGGAGAAGCUUGGUCACUCGUUGAUUGAAUUCGCCGAUGCAUUUCAUUAUCCGGCGGAGAAAGAAGCUUCUGAAUCAGCGGCGGCGCAAGUGGCGGAGAUGGCGGAGAUAUGCCGGAGAAUGGAGGAGGAGCUCGUGCCGUUGCAGCAACAGAUCAGAGAGGUUUUUCAUAGGAUCGUGAGGAGUCGUGCGGAGAUUCUCGAGGUGUUGGAGCAAGCCGGAAAACUUUCGGCGCCAGUUGUGUAA